AUGCACCUUCUUGAGCAACUUCUCGGCGUUCUUGCCGUCAGCUUGACGCUCCCACUGCCCACUUCUGCCAUGCUAAUGCAUAGCGAAAGUGAACAGAAACGAAACAGCAGCUUCCGGUUCACGGGGGUGAGCGAGUCCGGGGCCGAAUUCGGUUCCGGCAAGAUCCCGGGAACGGUGAACACGGACUACGUUUGGCCAGUCAGCUCCAGUAUUGAUACACUGAUGGAGAAAGGCUUCAACACUUUUCGGGUUCCUAUACUGAUGGAGCGAGCCAUUCCUACUCAGAUGUCGGGCACAAUCGACGAGAGCUAUUUUCAGAAUCUCGAAAAGAUCAUAACCUAUAUUACCGGAAAGGGAGCUUAUGCCGUCAUUGACCCUCAUAACUUUGGACGGUACAAUGGAAAUAUCAUAAGCAAUGUCGCUGCCUUUGAGGCAUGGUGGUAUACCGUUGCCAAAAGGUUCCAUACCAACAGCAAAGUUAUCUUUGAUACCAACAAUGAGUACCAUGACAUGGACAACAACCUUGUCGCCUCAUUGAACCAGGCCGCCAUUAAGGGAAUACGCGCAUCGGGCGCAACGACCCAAUACAUUUUCGUCGAGGGCAAUAUGUGGUCAGGGGCCUGGCAUUGGAUCUCGAGCGGCACAUCAACCGGCAUGGGCACCCUCGUCGAUCCGUCGAAUAAGAUCAUUUACGAGAUGCACCAGUAUCUCGACACGGACGGUUCCGGCACUUCGACCGACUGUGUAAGUGCCACGGUUGGCAGCGAGCGCCUCGCAGCUGCCACCAAAUGGCUCAAGGACAACAAGAAGAUCGGAAUUCUCGGCGAAACGGCCGGUGGAGCGAACAGCCAGUGCAUCUCUGCCCUGCAGGACAUGUUCCGCUACAUGGAGAAGAACACCGACGUAUGGGCCGGCUGGCUUUGGUGGGGAGCCGGCCCGUGGUGGGGACCCUACAUUUACAGCAUGGAGCCACCCAGUGGCGUGGCUUAUACUGGGGUGCUGCCCAGUAUCACCCAGUUCAUCUAA
Grosmannia clavigera kw1407 is the source of this 1026-nucleotide messenger RNA. Its product is annotated as extracellular endoglucanase. Gene Ontology annotation, molecular function: hydrolase activity, hydrolyzing O-glycosyl compounds. NCBI's taxonomy places the organism in Eukaryota, Fungi, Ascomycota, Sordariomycetes, Ophiostomatales, Ophiostomataceae. Gene Ontology annotation, biological process: glucan catabolic process. The record is from RefSeq and is a predicted model, not a curated record. The transcript is spliced from 7 exons. Bases 1 to 1026 code for a protein of 341 amino acids.